This is a messenger RNA of Gongylonema pulchrum, 540 nucleotides long. The record is from the annotation of a GenBank genome assembly. Lineage: Eukaryota; Metazoa; Nematoda; Chromadorea; Rhabditida; Gongylonematidae.
CAAGAAGUUCAAGGCCCCGAACAUCCUGUGAUGGUAAGAAGUUUUCGUUCUGUAGAUGUCGAAGUGCAAAGAGACUCAGAUGGCUCAAAAGUGAUUGCUUCAGUAUCAUUUUUUAAGAAAUCGAUAAAGAUGGAGCAAAUGUCCGGAGGAGCUGUGUGUGACCCAAGAACGCCCGUUCGUGCAGUGCUUGCUCCACGUCAGAUAGUGCCGAGACAGCAAACACCGUACAAGUACUGGAGAAAGCAAGAAGUUCAAGGCCCCGAACAUCCUGUGAUGGUAAGAAGUUUUCGUUCUGUAGAUGUCGAAGUGCAAAGAGACUCAGAUGGCUCAAAAGUGAUUGCUUCAGUAUCAUUUUUUAAGAAAUCGAUAAAGAUGGAGCAAAUGUCCGGAGGAGCUAUGUGUGACCCAAGAACGCCCGUUCGUGCAGUGCUCGCUCCACGUCAGAUAGUGCCGAGACAGCAAACACCGUACAAGGUUAAUGUUGCGACGCUGCCAAUUGCCAAAACACCGACACGGGCUGGAGAACAGUUGCGUUAUUAA